Messenger RNA from Acomys russatus (golden spiny mouse), 2908 nucleotides. It is a transcript of the gene Kcnip3, whose product is annotated as potassium voltage-gated channel interacting protein 3. Gene Ontology annotation, cellular component: voltage-gated potassium channel complex; nucleus. Gene Ontology annotation, biological process: negative regulation of transcription by RNA polymerase II; regulation of potassium ion transmembrane transport. Lineage: Eukaryota; Metazoa; Chordata; Mammalia; Rodentia; Muridae. Gene Ontology annotation, molecular function: calcium ion binding; potassium channel regulator activity; DNA-binding transcription repressor activity, RNA polymerase II-specific. The transcript has 8 exons. The record is from RefSeq and is a predicted model, not a curated record. The coding region runs from base 419 to 1111 and encodes 230 amino acids.
GCGGGGAGCCGCGAUGGAGCCUGGGGCGGCCAGGAGCACCCGGGACCCCCUAUCGGUGUGGCCCCGAGCCCUCGGAGCAGGACAAGGGGCGACAGAGUCUUGGUGCCCCGUGCGGGGAAUGGGGGCACUGCUGGCUCACACUGGUCCUGGGAGCUGCGUCCCACGCUGCAGCCGUCUCCGCUGCGCCUCGAAGUUUGGUGGCUGAUUUGGAAAGUUGCGCCGGGGCUCCAACAUCACGGCAGGUUCUGCUCACUGUCGCUUUUCUCCUCCGCGGGGUCCCAGCCUCACCAACACCCGUAGCCCCGCCUGCCCGGGGCAUGUGAGCCACCGCCCCUGAGGCCGGGCGGGAGGCUCCGGGCCCGGUACCUCUAGGCUGCACACCACCGAGGGGUGCGCCCCGGUCCCAGCCGUACUCGCCAUGGGCAUCCAGGGUAUGGAGCUGUGCGCCAUGGCCGUGGUGGUGCUGCUGUUCAUUGCCGUCCUCAAGCAGUUCGGCAUCUUGGAACCCAUGUCCAUGGAAGACAGCAGUGACAGUGAACUGGAGUUGUCCACGGUGCGCCACCAGCCAGAGGGCUUGGACCAGCUGCAGGCCCAAACCAAGUUCACCAAGAAGGAGCUGCAGUCCCUUUACCGAGGCUUCAAGAGUGAGUGUCCCACAGGCCUGGUGGAUGAAGAUACUUUCAAACUCAUUUAUUCACAAUUCUUCCCCCAAGGAGAUGCCACCACCUACGCACACUUUCUCUUCAAUGCCUUCGAUGCUGAUGGGAACGGGGCCAUCCACUUUGAGGACUUUGUGGUGGGGCUGUCCAUCCUACUUCGAGGGACGGUCCACGAGAAGCUCAAGUGGGCCUUCAAUCUUUACGACAUUAACAAGGAUGGUUACAUCACCAAAGAGGAGAUGCUGGCUAUCAUGAAGUCCAUCUACGACAUGAUGGGCCGCCACACCUACCCCAUCCUGCGGGAGGAUGCGCCCCUGGAGCAUGUGGAGAGGUUCUUCCAGAAAAUGGACAGGAACCAGGAUGGAGUGGUGACCAUUGAUGAGUUUCUGGAGACUUGUCAGAAGGAUGAGAACAUCAUGAGCUCCAUGCAGCUGUUUGAGAACGUCAUCUAGGACUCGUGGGAGGGGACCCUGGGUGGCCAUUGCUUCUCAGCCCGGAGAAGCCGCAACCCUGCCAGGAGUAGCCUCUAUGAGAAACAUUUUUCUAAUAUAUUUUCAAAAAGUGAGUUUACUUCCAACACACACACACACACACACACACACACACACACACACACUUCCUCUGGCUCAGCAAACAAAGUGGCAGCCAGGAGGCACCGCCAGCUAUUCCCAGGCCAAUACAUGAGGCUGCCUCUGGGGUGGCCAGCCCUGGAUAGAUGUUACCCAUAAGGAGCUCAGAGGCCAUGAAGGCCUGGUCUACAAAGCAAAGGUCCCCUGUGUCUUUUCCACCACUUGGGAGACCAGGCUACUCCCUGCCAUGGAUCCAUGCCCCUAGGAAGCACCCAGAAACCCUGCAGGGCCAAGAGGGCUCUGAGUAGAGGAGAAAUGGUGAUAGAAGCUGAGCCUGCAGCCUCAUGCUAAUGCUUAUCUGGGGUCCUGGAACCCCAGUGCCAGGCCACCUAUUAUGGGGUGAGCUUAGGUAGUGAGGUGCCACUGGGCUAUGCCCUCCUUUAAGAGCAGGGCAUGACAUUUUGGAGAAAAUGAGGGAAACAAUGUGUCCAUACCACUGGGUGAAGACAACUGGCCAAUGGGAAUGUGGGGGGUGGAGCUCUCCCAACUCCCAGCACCAGGCUGGCCUCUCCAAGGUCCUCUUUGGUUCUAGGGAGAGGUCACCUGGCUCAGGGACUGAUCACCAGGGAGCUGGACUGUAAUGGGAGAGGCCUGGUAGGGAGUAUCUCCUUCUUCUUUCCUGGCUACUUGCCACCCAGGUCCUUGGCACAGUGGAUCAGCCACACCUCUGCGGCUGCCCUUCAACAGGUCCAUCCCAACCCACACACAAAAAAGCACAAACACGCUAGGAGCUCAGGCCACGCCCACAAGGGAAGGCAGGGGUCCCCUGGUUGGGGAAGGUCUGGGUCCCCAUAGCCCUGACUCAGAGGCCUGAGGAAGAUGCUUGGUAGUCCAUCCUGUGCGUCAGAGCCUUGGGGCCUCCUCACAGACCUUUCCCAGCCCAGCUCGCCAAUAUUCUAAAGCACAAAACCUAAGGACUCUGCUUACCCGGGGCUGCACCCUGGGGUUCGGAGUCUGUGUCAGCCCUAAGCUGGGGCUAGCCAUGAAGGCUGGGGACCUGUGAUCAGAAAACAGGUUGGCAGACCCUCAGAGAAUAGAGAGAGAGAGCUGCUCCUGCCUCCCCCCAAAAAGGGAUGUGUCCCAGGCAGCACGUUCCCUGGAGGAACAGUCCCACAAAAUACAUUCCAUCAACUGCAGCCCAGUCUCCGCUCAGUCCCAGCUCUGAGAGUCCAUGCGCGUUCCCCAGAAGGCCAGCCCCAGGAUAAGGCAGGUCCUUAAGAGGAAAGACAGGGUGACUAUACACAGGUGGAUCCCCCCUCAGGGCUGCACUGAACCCCAUCUCCAUCCUGACUGGGGCCCCCCCUUUACCCCAUCUAGAGACCAUCAGCUUCCCCUGGCUCAGGGACCUCCGCUACCCCAGCCUGACCUUUCCAUUGGGGUCCCUGUGCUUGUGAGAAGCUGAGGCCAUGGGAGAAGCCUACCACUCUAACCUGCUCCACCCCUUAGCCUCUGGCUGCACGUCCAACCAGAAGGGGGUCUGUCCCCUUUGCAGGGACACGGACUGGCCGCAUGUCUGCAUGGCAGAAGCGUCUCCCUUGGGAGCAGCCUGGGAGGGUGGUUCCUGUCUCAGUGCCCACCAAUAUCCAGUCCUAUAUAUUUUAAUAAAAUAAACUUGACAAA